Messenger RNA from Heterobasidion irregulare TC 32-1, 2334 nucleotides. RefSeq lists its product as uncharacterized. Bases 157 to 1977 code for a protein of 606 amino acids. The transcript has 8 exons. Gene Ontology annotation, biological process: tetrahydrofolate interconversion. The record is from RefSeq and is a predicted model, not a curated record. Gene Ontology annotation, molecular function: FAD binding; methylenetetrahydrofolate reductase [NAD(P)H] activity. Lineage: Eukaryota; Fungi; Basidiomycota; Agaricomycetes; Russulales; Bondarzewiaceae. Gene Ontology annotation, cellular component: cytosol.
GGCUGAACUGCUACCCAAGUCUGUGACCUUCGCUUCCCUUUCCUUUCCCUUCUGACUUGCUCGAGCGGGGGUUCACUGUAUUGCCUAUAUUCCUCUUAAUCUCACCUUUAUCUCCAAUUCACUUCAAAUCCAACCCACGACCUUUGUCACGCGAUCAUGAAAAUCAGUAAAAAGAUCGAGCAGGCUGCUAAAGACGACAAAGUAUGGUGGUCUUUCGAGUAUUUCCCACCACGGACCGCGCAGGGCUUGCAAAACCUGCUGGAUCGUAUUGAACGCAUGCGGGCGCUUGGCCCAGAGUUCAUUGACAUCACAUGGAACGCUGGCGGACGGACCUCAGACCUCACUUCCGAGCUGGUGAAGACAUGUCAGAGUCUCAUUGGCAUUGAGACCUGUAUGCAUUUGACAUGCACGAACAUGCCUAAGGAGAAGGUGGAUAUUGCGUUACGGGAGGCGAAGCAGCACGGCUGUGAAAACGUCCUCGCACUCCGAGGUGACCCUCCCACGGGAAAAGACGAGUGGGAGGCUGUCGAAGGUGGCUUCGCUCACGCCAUUGACCUCGUUCGGCACAUCCGACAAGUGUACGGAGAUCACUUUGAUAUUGCCGUCGCCGGUUUUCCCCAGACCCAAAUCCUUCCUGCCGAGGAGCGUGCUCUUGAGAUGAAAUAUCUGAAAGAAAAGGUGGACGCCGGAGUCAGCUUCAUUUUCACACAGAUGUUCUACGACGUCGACAUCUUCAUUGAGUGGGUCAAGUCCGUCAGAGAGGCCGGAAUCACUAUACCCAUCGUGCCAGGGAUCAUGCCGAUCCAGACAUGGAACGGUUUCCAACGGGCGACCAGCCUUGCGAAGACCAAGAUUCCCCAAUCGUUCUUAGAUGCGCUGGAACCGUACAAGAACGACGACGAGAAGGUCAGAGAGAUCGGGACCAAGCUCGUUGCAGACCUUUGCCGGCGCAUAUUGAAGGAGCCCAUCGGCAUUCGAGGCCUCCAUUUUUAUACCAUGAAUCUCGAGAGAGGUACAAAGAUGUUGCUUGAGGAGCUCAACUUCGUCCCGAGAGUGGAGACUAUCAAACCCCUGCCGUGGAGACAGUCACUGACGCCCACACGGCGUCAAGAGACUAUUCGUCCCAUAUUCUGGGCGAACAGGACGAAAUCUUAUCUUUCCCGCACAGAGAAUUGGGACGAGUAUCCCAACGGUCGCUUUGGUGACUCCCGUAGUCCUGCCUACGGCGAGCUCGAUGGCUACGGCGUAUGGAUCAAGCAGACGAAAGAAGACGCACUCGCGCUUUGGGGUCGCCCGGCGACUUUCACAGAUAUCGCCCAUCUAUUCGAAUUGUUCUGCAAGAAAGAGCUGAGCGCUCUUCCGUGGUCCGACCAGGCCGUGUCGACCGAGACUUCCGUCAUUGCUGAGCAACUGGCCAAGAUCAACGGGCACGGGUUCCUGACUAUCAACUCUCAACCCGCUGUGAACGGCGCGAGAAGCGACGACAAAGUCUUUGGUUGGGGUCCCAGCAAUGGCUACGUCUAUCAAAAGGCAUACCUCGAAUUUUUUGUCUCCCCAGAGCUGUUGGCAGUCCUGCUUCCCCACAUCGAACGAGAUCAUAGUAUCACCUAUUAUGUCAUCAACAAACGUGGUGAUCUGAACACCAACACGACAUCUGAGGGGCCUAAUGCCGUGACUUGGGGGGUCUUUCCUGGUAAAGAAAUCGUCCAACCCACAAUCGUAGAAGCCAUCAGCUUCAUGGCAUGGAAGGACGAGGCAUACGAGCUAGGUCAACAAUGGGCUAAGCUCUAUGAAACCGAUUCAGCAUCCCGCAACCUCAUCACCAACCUUAUGGACAAACUCUUACUUGUAAACGUCGUUCACAACGACUUCACCAAACCCGAAGCCAUCUUCGAACCAUUCCUCAAAGCUGGCGCUGAGUUCGCUGCUGCCUCUGCUGCCACUAGCGCCGCGCAACCCGAAGGGCUUCCGAACUGACCGUCUUACUGUCCUUACCUUUUACUAGUUAUCAUUUCACUCGCUGAGCUCCCCGUUGUAUCAUCUCACUGCUGAUUUCUUUGCUUCCUGUUGUCUGAUUAAUCGCAUCACCGGGUUCAACCCCCGUUGUUCAUUGUAUUAGGAGUUUUCUCUUCGUCUCACCCGCAUUUACGUGUCUUGCCCUUCUUUACACCAUCUAGCAUCAUAUCCACACGCAUAUCUGCAUCAACUGCACUCCAUUCUACCCAUCUCAUUAUGCAUCAUCACCCUUGCAUCAACUGCUUGCAUAUACGAGUACAUUCUUCUCAAUCAGUCGUGCGCUCAUCCGCGCUCUAAUUACAACAAACUUGUUACUGC